This is a messenger RNA of Seminavis robusta, 1185 nucleotides long. The record is from the annotation of a GenBank genome assembly. Lineage: Eukaryota; Bacillariophyta; Bacillariophyceae; Naviculales; Naviculaceae.
AUGAAAAACGACCGUUGGGGAACGAUUGGCUUGCGUGGAGAUUUCCCUCCGCCCCUUCUUCGAUGGCACAGUCCAAACCGGCCUUCUUCGGACGCCUUUGCUUCGCCUCCACUCUUGGAUUGGAUCUCCAGCAUCCACUCCAGCAGCAUUUGCUUGACUGGACACACAACCAGCAACCGCACAAGAAGCAAACAAGAAACAAAGCAAAACAACCAAACGGCAAUCAUGUCGGCAAUGGCAAAGAGGCAAAAGGAGAAGGGCGAUGCGUUCAUCGCAGAAGCCGAGCAGAAGCUGAGCAAAUCGAAAAGCUCAUGGUUCUCCUCUUCAAAGGAGAAAAAGUACGAAGAGGCCGCGGAGUCGAUGGAGCAAGCCGCGAAUGCCUACAAGGUCGGAGGAUUUAAUCAGGAAGCAGGAGAGGCAUAUCGAAGGGCUGCUGAGAUUCAUCGUGAUCAAUUGACCAACCUCAAUGAAGCCAGCAAAGACAUGGCGGCAGCAGGAAAAUGCUUUACCAAGAGCAACCCCGAGGAUGCCGUCAAGGCGUUUAGUGAAGCAGUUGCACUCUACACCGACAAUGGUCGAAUUACGCAGGCCGCCAAGCUCUGCAAAGAAUGCGCCGAGCUGUAUGAGAAUGAAGAAGUCAGCACGGAUUCCGAAAAGUCUUCCAUUGUGCUGGCCAUUGAAUCCUACGAGCAAGCUUCGGAAUUGUUUGGCAUGGAAGAUGCCAAGAGUCAGUCGUCCCAGUGCCUAGCAAAAGUUGCCGAGCUCUGCUCGGGAGCUUUGGAUCCUCCCGAUCUUACGCGUGCCGCCCAAAUAUACGAUGAUUUGGGACGGCGUUGCCUUGAUUCCAAUUUGUUGAAAUUCAAUGCCAAGGGGUAUUUUUUGCAGUCCACACUCUGCCAUUUGGCCAGUGGUGAUCCCAUUGGCGCCACCCAGGCAUUGCAGCGUUACGAAGGAGUCGAUUAUACCUUUGGUGAAUCACGAGAAGGAAAAUUCGCACGACAACUGGUCGAAUGUGUGGAAAAUUACGAUACCGAAGGAUUUGGUACCGCCUGCUUUGAAUACGAUAGAAUUUCCAAACUGGAUCCCUGGAAGACAUCCAUUUUGGUCAAAGUGAAAAAGACAAUCGACGAUGAAGCUGGUGGAGGCGGCGGCGAUGGAGAAGAGGAUGAUUUUGAUCUGACCUAA